Molecule: messenger RNA, 2302 nt
Organism: Agrilus planipennis (emerald ash borer)
Lineage: Eukaryota; Metazoa; Arthropoda; Insecta; Coleoptera; Buprestidae
Exons: 2
Coding region: 1194-2249 (351 amino acids)
Cellular component (GO): nucleus
Molecular function (GO): DNA binding
Source: RefSeq, a predicted model, not a curated record
UAUAAAUGUUGUAUUGAACGUUUGUUAGCGAUGAGGAAACCAAGGGAGAGAUCAAGACUUGAAUUACUUGAUCACUUUUACCUUUGGUCUUAGUCUUAUUCCCACAUUGGUUUUGGUGUUUUGGUCCUCGGCUUAAAACAAUUGCUAAAUUUAUGAGAAUUUGCAAAGGAAGAGAGUGUAGUUACAAUGGUAAAUUCAUUUGGGUGUUUCCUUCCCAUCAGCUAUUAAAUGCUGGUGCGUGGGCAGUCCCUCUCAAGAUGCAACCAGGGAGAACUUCCUCUUUCAGCCUCCUUUUAGGAAUCGUAGGGAUGGGUGGUGGGGUGGUUGAGGUGAGAAAGAUGAGAUAGAUGAUAAUUACAGAAGAUGGUAGAACACUGAUUUUUUAUCUGUGAAAUAUUACUACCCAGCACUUGUCUAAUGAUUACAGAAAAACACGAUAUGUACCGAUCGGGAAUAGAGCCGGCGUCCUCUUGAAUGUGAAGCAACGAUCUAAACCCCUAGGCCAUGCCGCUCAGUCAACAGUAGAUGACGCUGCAUUUAAUAAGUCUCAUUUCUUUUCUCUUUCUAACAUUAGUAUUUAGAAUAUAUCUCGAAAUAAGAGUUUCGAGAAUAUAGAGUACGAUAAAAAGCACUAGAGAUACUACUACUACAUGAACGAAAACAAUCAGCGGACGAUUUAAACAGUAUAAAUUUAUAGAUAACUACAGAUAUGUAUAAUAAUUGCUUUUAAUUUUUGCAUCGCCUAACGGAAACCCCGUAUAAUGUGAAUAAAUUAUGCUAGGCACGUCUCACUGGCCUCGCAGUGUUUUUAAACGUAAGUGAGUGGCCUCUUGCCCGAACUAACUUAUCGAGUUUCUACGAACUGCCGCCCCACUCUUCAUGUUAUACAACAGCGCCCAGGCAAUGACGCUAGUCCGCCGUGCGCCGUCUACCGUGAACAGAUUAAGAUUCCGCUCAUAGAAACGAAUGUCCGUUGACCUUAAAAAUCGAUACUUGCAGCCGCUGUUGUUACGUCAUUGAUGUAAAUCCCCGAUAUAUUUGCCAUGUUCCCAGUCGUAUUAGCUAGAGAGAUGUUGUUCUAUUCGUAAAUCCACUUUAAAUACUUAUUAUAGAUACACAGUUCGUUGUUAGUGGAUGUGUUAUCUGCAUACGGUGUGGCACAAUAAGUAAUUUUUUGCACAUCAAAACGUAAAAUGUCGCUUAAAAAACAAAAGUACCUGACUCUUUAUGAGAAAUCGCUUGUGAUCCAGGGAUUGAACGAUGGACAACGUGUUACGUAUUUAGCAAAAAAAUACGGUGUCGCGAAAUCCACAAUUUCCAAAAUAAAACAAAACAGGGAAAUAAUAUCCAACACGGUGAAAAAUACAUAUCUCGGACCUGGUAAAAGGAAAACGCUAAAGAGUUCAGAGUUUCCCAGAAUGGAGAAGGAAUUGUAUGAUUGGUUUCUCGAUCAACGAAGUAAAAAUGUUUUUGUGAGUGGCGAAAUAAUUAAGCAGCAGGCGAAACUGAUUCACUCACGAAUAAGUGAAAAUGAUAAAGAAUUCACAGCCAGCGAUGGAUGGCUACAACGCUUUAAAAAGCGAUUUGGAAUUCGCUUUUUAAAGAUUUCUAGGCAAAAUUUAUCGUCUCAACCAGCGCUUGUGGAUCCCUUUUUAAAUAUAGGAAAUAAUGAACAAAAUGAAGGGAGAGACGAUGUUGGGCAACGAUCAAAACAGCGCGUUAGCGACUGUCAAAAAAAUGAACAAAAAUCAUCCUUCGAAAUUUCCCAAUUAUUUAUAAAAGAAGAACAGCCUUCAACAAGUAUCAGCUUCUAUCCUGAGAAAACCGAGUCAGUAUUAGAGCCCUCCAUGGACAUCAAAGAAACCAUUAUCAUCAAACAAGAAGAAGGAACAACAUCGUCAUUUUUAUCUCAAAACGAAUACGACAAUAACCAAGAAGAUGUCACAUCUUUUUUGGACAAUACAACAAAAGGGACGUCUACAGAUAAACAUUUAAGUAGUGAAGGUCAAGAGAGUAAUGACGAAGAAGAUGUUAAUGACUGUACUGAUGUAAUCAUAAAAAAUGAACCACAGUCACCAGUUUCUCGUUCUGAAGACGGUGAUCAGGGAAUUAUGGGCGAUACAGAUGACUUAUUAGGAAACCAAAAAUCUGAUAAAGCAAUACAAGUCAAUGUGAAACCAAGAAUGAAAAGUGUUUCUAUACAAACGGGCCCAAUCGUCUGCGAAUGUUGCUUGAAAUUAAAAAAAUAAUUAAUUUUAUUAUUAAUAACUAAGAAAAUCUGUUUCUUUUUUUGAAAAUGUAC